AGUGUAGCAUGCUAGUAAACAUGUUGUAAAGGUGCUGUGGAGGAAGUGGGUCUGUGCGUCCCACGCAGAGGAGGGUUUUCCGGUCAAAGUUUCCUUUGUGAGUCGGAAGUGGUGGUGUGAUGCCAAAGCCGUUUAUCCUCACAGACACAGCACUCAAGUGGCGACCAUGAAAAAACCGUUCAGAGCUCCGUCCUGCUGAAAUGGGAAAACGCCCCUUCAAGAUUUAGUUACACAGGUCUCUCCAUCACCAUGGCAACGCUACACCCACAGAGAGGGGAGGAGCCAGGUCCCGGUAGCAUGGAAGUCACCAGGAAGCCAGGCUUGGCCCCGAGCCCUCAGAGCGAGGCAGUGACCAAUGAGCUUCAGGAGCUGUCUCUUCAGCCAGGACCCACCCCGCGGCCUCUGCAGGAGAGGAAGAAUGUCCUCCAGCUCAAACUCCAGCAGAGACGUACGCGAGAAGAACUGGUUAGCCAAGGGAUCAUGCCACCACUGAAGAGCCCGGCAGCAUUUCACGAACAGCGGCGGAGUCUGGAGCGAGCAAGGACCGAGGACUAUCUGAAGAGGAAGAUCCGAAGUCGUCCUGAGCGCUCCGAGCUGGUCAGGAUGCACAUUCUGGAGGAGACGUCAGCAGAGCCGUCCCUGCAGGCCAAGCAGCUGCAGCUAAAGCGAGCGCGACUGGCCGACGACCUCAACGACAAGAUCUCCCACAGACCGGGUCCCAUCGAACUGGUGCACAAGAACAUCCUCUCUGUGGACUGCCCCGUGCACUCGCCACUGGAUUCUCCAAAGGGAGAGAGCUCUUCUUUAGAUGAAGACAGCAGUGAUGCUCUGUCACCGGACCAGCUGACCAAUCACGACUCUCCCCUGAGUGCCGUCCCUCAGCUGUCCCCCUCGGACGUGCUCACUCAGAACGGGGACACAUCUCCCACACAGUUCAUCACACAGUCCCCUCCUCCACCACCUCCUCCACCGCCUCCUCCUCCCCAGGUGAAUGGGUCAGACUCCUCCCCAUUCCCGAAAGUGACAAACGGGAUGACGCUGACCUUAACAAGCUGCCGCCCCUCUGCUGCACAUGUCAAGUCUCAGGCUAAGACGAGUUCAGACCGUCCUCCGCAGAGACCCAAGAAACCAAAGGACAGCAAACCCAAGGUGAAGAAGCUGAAGUACCACCAGUACAUCCCUCCGGACCAGAAGGCGGACAAAGAGCGUCCGCCCCAGAUGGACUCGUCGUACGCGAAGCUCCUCCACCAGCAGCAGCUCUUCCUGCAGCUGCAGAUCCUCAACCAGCAACAGCAGCACUACAACUACCACACCAUCCUGCCCGCCCCGCCCAAGCCGCCGACCGAGCAGCCUCCCACAACCAACUCUGGCCCUUCCCCCUCCCGCAGCGUUCCCACGACGACCACCCCCGCCCCCUCCAGUCAGAGCGGGACUGCCCGACAGAGCCAAACUGCAGUGGGAGGAGCCAAACCAGGCGCUCUGCCAGCCAACCUGGACGAGUUCAAAGUCGCUGAGCUGAAACAGGAACUGAAAUUGCGCGGUCUGACCGUCUCUGGCACAAAGAACGAUCUCAUCGAGAGGCUCCGCAACUACCAGGAGCAAACCGGUGGCACCACAGCAGUUGUGAAAAACAGCAUAUCGCAGGCCAGCCAGCAGGUCGCGACCUCAGCCGCUGGCACCAUCACAUCCUCUCCAACCGCCACUACUAACCCCGACCACCAACCAGGAGAGGCGGGGUUUAAGUUAGAUCUGUCAUCACUGGCUCAGGUGAUUCCAGGGCGGGUCAUGAGGUUUGGCAGCACCAGCUCCAGCCCUCCGGUUUCACCGACUCCGUCUGAGAGGUCACUGGCCGGGAUGAGUCCAGAUGAGACGAGCUGCAACGGAGACAUGUUUGGAGAGAUGGUGAGCUCUCCUCUUACCCAGCUAACCCUGCACCCGUCUCCUCAGCACCCGCCAAACGUCUCUCCGCUCUCCAAGGUCAAAGAGGAGAUCCAGAGCUCCUGCAGCCUCUCCAGGCAUUCACCCGCCUCCUCUCAGCCUCCAGAGCCUCUGCCUGGAGUAACCAUGGACACAUCCUCCUUGGACAAGGACCAGAUGCUCCAGGAGAAGGACAAGCAGAUUGAGGAGUUGACCAGGAUGCUGAGGCAAAAGCAGAGGCUGGUGGAGACGCUCCGGUCCCAGCUGGAGCAGGGCAAGAUGACAGGCGGAGUCAUAUCAGAAAAAGAAGGGAGUGAGAGGAACAAAACAUCCCCAGAGGUUAAACUUCAAACUCUGAUAAAAGCUUCAGCCAUUCAGCCCCCGACGCUCCCCAACGGCAUCGUGGUGAAGGUGAAGAAGGAGGUGGAGCCAGAGGAGAGCAUGGAAGGAGUGACGGAGGCAAAGAAAGCCGCCCAGCCGAUGCAGUGCUCUCAGGAGACUCUGCUCCGGCUGCAGCAGAUUCACCGGCUUCAGAUCCAGCAAGCCGAGCAGCAGAAACAGCCGCCGCAGCCCAAUCAGGUGCAGCUGCAGAAAGUGGCAGAGGCGAUGUCGAGCCCUCAAAAGCUGCAGCAGCAGAAGAAAGACGCCCAAAUCCUGCUCCAGCAGCAGCAGCAGCUGCAGCAGCUCAUCAUCCAGCAAACCCAACAGAAACAGCUCCAGGCGCAGCAGAAGUUAGCGCAGCAGAAACUGGCCCAGCAGAAACUCGGUCAACAGAAGCUGGUGCAGCAGAACCAGCUCAAGCAGACUCCAGUCCAGCAGAGCCAGCAGAAGAACCAGAUCCAGCUGAAGCAGGUUCAGGUGCAGAUCCAGAAGCCUGCAGGGAACCAAAGCCAGCAGAGGAAGCAGCAGAGGGCUCAGCAGAGGCAGCAGAGACAGCAGACGGCAGCCGUCACCACCCAGCAGAUCCACUACAGACAGCAGGAGAGGAUCAAUUCAUCUGGAAUCUUCUUGUGCAAUAUAUCCAAUAUAGCUCCUUUUAUCUAG
Molecule: messenger RNA, 2961 nt
Organism: Plectropomus leopardus (leopard coralgrouper)
Lineage: Eukaryota; Metazoa; Chordata; Actinopteri; Perciformes; Serranidae
Source: RefSeq, a predicted model, not a curated record